UCCCCAGCUGGCGUUUUGUUCGAUCCUUCCUGAUAACAACUCGAAUUUCGACCAUGCUGGACAUCACGGAAAUGUGCCGCGUUUGCCGGGACGAAUCCGACUGUCUGGUGGACCUCUUCGCAGAUUCCUGUCCGCCCAGAGGGACGGGGGAUCAGGAGCCGCAAUUGGCCACGAUGCUGCGGGAGUGCACCGGAUGCAGCGUGAAAAGAGCGGAUGGAAUGCCGCAGUUCAUCUGCGUGGAGUGUGCGGGGGCCACGAGGAAAGCCUUCCGGCUGAGACGUCAAUGCCGGAAGAGCCACCAGUACUUCGAACAGCUCCGUGUGAUGGUCAAGGAGCUGGAGGGCAUUGAGGCUCGCCUGAAAAUGGAGAAGCCCGCUGGACCACCGAAGCCUGAGCCGUGCGUCCAGGCGGGAGCCCCUGCAGAAGCUUACCAACCUCAAGACCUGGAACCCCUCUUUGUAGAGCUCGUGGAGCAGAAGUACAAGUCGCUGGCUUCGGAGGAGCAACUCAUGGAAAUGGAGUCUGCAGUAGAGCGGCCAGCCGAUGAUAAAGACAUUCCAAAGAAGAGGGCGAGGUCGUGUUCGGAAAGUGAGUCCUGGAGUCCUGAAAGUGAAUGCUCCAAGGACGAGGAUGAGCAAUGGGGAGGCUCGAAAAAGAGCAAAGCAAAGAAGUUACGCCAGGCCUUUCAGUGCAUCCAUUGCGACUUAUCCUUUGCCCACAAAAUGCACCUGGAGAUCCACAUGCGUGUUCACACGGGCGAGCGUCCCUUCAAGUGCUCCUAUUGUCCGCGAUCCUUCGCCCAGAAGGGCAAUUUGCAAACCCACAUGCGCUGCCACACCGGCGAGCGUCCUUACGGAUGUCCAAUCUGCCCCAAACGCUUCCGGCAAGUCGGCCAACUCCGUGUCCAUAUCCGGGUGCACACUGGCGAACGUCCCUUCAAGUGCACCAUUUGCCGGCAUCGAUUUUCACAGAAGUGCGGCCUAGAAAACCACAUGACCGUUCACACAGGUGUGAAGUUCCAGCCCAAAAAGCGAAGAACCAAAAAGAAAAAUGCCUAAGAAAGUUACGAAUCUUAUUUUUAA
Messenger RNA from Drosophila takahashii, 1082 nucleotides. Its product is annotated as zinc finger protein Paris. Gene Ontology annotation, cellular component: nucleus. The record is from RefSeq and is a predicted model, not a curated record. Gene Ontology annotation, molecular function: DNA-binding transcription factor activity, RNA polymerase II-specific; zinc ion binding. Gene Ontology annotation, biological process: regulation of transcription by RNA polymerase II. NCBI's taxonomy places the organism in Eukaryota, Metazoa, Arthropoda, Insecta, Diptera, Drosophilidae.